AAUAGAUAAAAGCAACUACUCCGUACAAUUUAUAACUUCCAAUCUUGCAACUUUGAACUUUCAUAAUCUUGGGUCUAAAGGAAGCAAAAUGUUGAUCAAGGAGUCUCACGUCGAUGUUCCGACCUCUGCCAAUGGCAAGGAGGGUACUAUGCGCAUCUUUGUCUUUCAUCCCAUUAUUCCCGGAUAUCCUAAUGCACGCUUCCCUGGUGUGAGUCUUUUCAGUGAGAUCUACCAAGUCACAGGUCCUGUUGCCCGCUUCGCUCGUCAGAUCGCUGGUCAAGGCUACAUCGUCGCUGCGCCUUCAUCUUACCAUGACUUCACCGGCCCUGAGCCCCUCAAGUACGACGCCGAGGACACUGAUCGUGGCAACAAGUUCAAGAUCGAAAAGACCCUCGAGUCCUAUGAUGCCGACUCAUAUGCCACCGUCGAUUACCUCCUCUCACUUCCCACCUGCACAGGCCGUAUUGGAGCUACAGGCAUGUGUCUAGGUGGCCAUCUGGCCGUUCGCGCCGCUCUUGACCCUCGCAUCUCUGCUUGCGUUGCCUACUUCGCAACCGAUAUUCACUCCCGCACACUCGGCCCUUAUGAUGCGCCCAACACUUCAUCAACCGCUCCUCCCAACAGCAACCACACCAUCGAUCUCUUCAACAAGUUCAAGGGAGAGGUUGCCAUGAUCUUUGGUGUAAAGGACACUCAUGUCCCUGAUGCUGGUCGCGAUCUAAUCCGUGUCAAGCUUCGCGAAGCUGGUGUCCCUACUAGCUUCUAUGAGUUUGCGUGGGCUCAGCACGCCUUCAUCCGUGACGAGCUAAGCAAGGGACGUUAUGAUCCUGCCAUCACCAAGGUCUGCUUCGAGGUUCUGCUAGAACUCUUCGGUCGUGUUCUCAAGACUGAGUUGGGGGCAAAGGACGGCGAGGUCCCACCUCCAGAGCACGUUUGCUAAAUUAGUAGCCUUUGCAGAUGCGAAGUUCCUUGAAACAACA
Molecule: messenger RNA, 980 nt
Organism: Fusarium oxysporum Fo47
Lineage: Eukaryota; Fungi; Ascomycota; Sordariomycetes; Hypocreales; Nectriaceae
Product: carboxymethylenebutenolidase
Exons: 6
Coding region: 89-940 (283 amino acids)
Molecular function (GO): hydrolase activity
Source: RefSeq, a predicted model, not a curated record